Messenger RNA from Paramecium pentaurelia, 753 nucleotides. The record is from the annotation of a GenBank genome assembly. NCBI's taxonomy places the organism in Eukaryota, Ciliophora, Oligohymenophorea, Peniculida, Parameciidae.
UAAUGGAUAAGAAUUUUCAAAAUUAUCUAACCCUUCUUCCUAUUGGAAUAAAUAUUGUUAUUGGAGGACUAUCCAAGAAAUCAAGAAUUUUAAUAUUUACUAUUAUAAUUGGAAUUUAGAUAUUUAUUUUCUUAGCAACAAAACCACCUAGUUGUCAUUAGAUAGAAUGUCCAAAGAUUGAAAAAAAUAAUGAAAGAAUAUUGUUCUACGAAAAGUAUAACAUAUAAGAUGAUGAUUUAAAUCUUCUUAGAUCAGAACAUUUCUAAUAAGGCUACAUAAUAAAUGCGUUUAAUUUCUAAUUAGGAGUAUUCUUAAUAUUUUUUCCACUAUUUUAUUAAGAGUAGUAUGAAAAGAUAAUCAAUUCUGUUUUAUAUGUCAUAUUAGCUAUUUUUUCGAUAGAAGCAUCAUUUCUAUUAUCAACAGAAAUUAUUAAGUAAUUGAUUUAUUAAAAAUAGAAUACCACUCUUUAAUUUAACUUAUUUUGAGCUCUUCUCAUUUAUUAGGAUUCAAGAAAUAUCUUUAAUCCUAAUAGUAAGAGAAUUAUGUUCAUUUUUUAACAAAACAAAUGUAGACAUAUUAAGAGAAUCUAUAAUUCUUUAGAAAAAGAAUCUGAACCAUAAAGAAUCAUUAAAUUUAAAUUAAAUAGAAGCUUGUUUAUGGUAACUUGAAGAGAAACCACAAGAAAGCUUUUUCUCUACAAAAUAUACAAGAUAUUUUAUUGGAAUAUUUGGAAUAUAUCAAAUGUUUUUGUGA